Molecule: messenger RNA, 1554 nt
Organism: Ooceraea biroi (clonal raider ant)
Lineage: Eukaryota; Metazoa; Arthropoda; Insecta; Hymenoptera; Formicidae
Gene: snsl
Product: snustorr snarlik
Source: RefSeq, a predicted model, not a curated record
GCUGCUUGAAAAAUAGUUAUUUACAUAUUACGCGCAAUGUUACAAGUUUAAUCGAGCUUCCACCAAGUAGAAACACGAAUACGAGGAAGCAAAGGAACAGGACAGUGACCGUUAUCGUGAAAGGAGUUGUUCAUACGCUCAUAUGCCGCUAGCAAAGUACAGAGUUUCCCUUUCAUUACGCGACGACGACAAGCGACCAUACAUAUAAUUUGACUUGUCGUUUUCCGGUGCAAUUUUCUCCGUAGCGCGCGCGAAUCUUUAAAACGCGCUCGUGCGUAACGCGCACGGCAAAGUAGCAUCCUCGACCUGUCUAUGACUGCUGGUGGUUCAACGUAGAUCAGUGGCACGAGGCCGUCCACCUGGACAACUCGUCCGAUCCUACUUACAUUAACAUUUGCAUUUAAUAAAUAUGAAAUUCGCAUGCGACGAAGAUGACACGAAAACGCCCUGCACGAAAAAGAAAGAGAGAGAGAAAGAGAGUUCACCGGGAGUCGAUAUCGACACUUGUUUGGCCAAAUUCGUUGAAUUGCAGAGAGAGAAUACUCGUAAAAUGCAUCUAUCAGAUACAUAAACGACCCAUGUGUGCAAGAUAUCUUUCUUUGAUGAUAACGAGGACAAUCAUGAAGUCUGCGAUUAUGCGACUAUUGCUUUUGCUACUCUUUUAUGACCAUGUGGCAAGUCUGAUUAUACCGGAGGAGCUUCCGACGAUCCUCUCUCUCAUCUAUUCAAAUAUCCCACCAAUCAAGAAAGGAACCGAUUCUAGGCUGGGUGUGGGUUUUCGAUUAGGCGAACACGCGGAUUUCCAAAUUCUCAUUGAAUUGGGUCCGCAAACCGAAACAGAUCCAGUAGGAGUAUCUGGCGAUUCCAAAAGACGGCGAGAUGCAAUGUUGACUGCUGCGAUGAAAGGAGAGCUAGGACCAUUGGCACAAGCGGUGGCCAGAUAUCAAGUCGAGAAUAGGAUUCACAAGGAAAUGAACAAGCUUAAGGUAAUGCAGGAGAAGCUGAAAGAUGUUCAAGUAGAAAACAAACCGAAGGAUUCAGAUACCGUUUCCAGUAACUGGUUAACGAAAUGGAAAGAGGAGAUGUCGCAGUCACCAAAAGACAACGUGCCAUUAGAUUCAGUCCAAAGCAAAGACGACAAAGUAAUACAGCAAAGGAUAGGAAGACCAGUCAAAGUCAAACCCAUUGUCCAAACGGAUAAAUUGGACGAAUUGACCAAGUUGUACAAGUUGCAAAAUGUAAAUAACACAGAAAACUUGGCAUAAAUAGAUUGUGACUUUCUUUUGUAUUUAUUGUAUGUUGCGCUGCUUUUCACAACAUAUAUUCCUCCAAGAAGCAUCUGUCUGAAUAUUAUAGUUACAAUGUAGAUUCGGAAUAUGUUUGACAUUCUUGUGCGAUGCGCAUAUCUCUUGCCAAAUUGUAACGUAAAAUUAGUUUUAUUUAUUAUAUUUAUAAUUAUUUGAGUAAAAAAUUGUCAAAAGAUAAAAAUAACCCAGAAAUUGCCUGUAUAAUAGUCCUACAUCUACUUAAAUUAAAAGAGGUAACUUUCCUUCA